This is a messenger RNA of Arachis ipaensis, 1291 nucleotides long. RefSeq names its product indole-3-acetic acid inducible 33 (gene IAA33). NCBI's taxonomy places the organism in Eukaryota, Viridiplantae, Streptophyta, Magnoliopsida, Fabales, Fabaceae. The record is from RefSeq and is a predicted model, not a curated record. Gene Ontology annotation, biological process: regulation of DNA-templated transcription. Gene Ontology annotation, cellular component: nucleus.
UAGAGGUCGCGGGAGAGGGGAGGCAGGAGGCGGGGGUGGGUCGUGCAUAUAGACACCCAUCUGAUCCCUUCCGACAUUUGUGCUCUCUCUCUCUCUCCUCUCAAGAAGAUCGAUCAAAAGGAGAGAGAAGAAGAAGAAGUAUAUGAACUCACAUACAUACAUGCAGUGCCCCCAGCAAGAGCUAGCAGAACAAAUUUAAAGCCUUCUUUAACUCUCUUUUACCAAACUCCAUUCUUCUUCUUAACAUUAAAUCCCCUUUUCACUUUCACUACUUUAAUUUCCGAUCCACUUCCAUCAGUUUUCAUACCUAAGCUACAUAACAUACCAUCCCCUUCUUUUCUAUCUGCAUUCAUAUUUACAUCCAUCAUUUACUCUCUUGUGUGUGUGCGCGUGCGCGUGCGUGUGCGUUUCUCUCUUUUAGUUACUAGGCUACUAGCUUCAUCAUCAAGUAUUGUCCAAUAUGAUGAACAGUUUUGACCCCUCCUUGAAACGGAGAUGGCAAGAAAGUAGUGGUAGAAGACAGAUCGUGAUCGGUGCUGCACCUUCCAAUAAUAGUACUAAUCCUUCUUCUUCUUUGCCUUUCUAUGGCAAAUUGCAAGGCUUCCCUGGCCUCGAAGACGACGAUCUAGUUUCCACAGUAGUGCCUGCAGUCACGGUGGUUCUCGAAGGCCGUUCGAUCUGCCACCGCAUCAGCCUCCAUAACCACGGCAGCUACCAGAGCCUAGCAAAGGCACUUAGACAGAUGUUUGUGGACGGUGCAGAUUCAUCAGGAACAGGAGCAAACUCUGACUAUGAUGUGUCAAACGCCAUUCCCGGUCACCUUAUUGCUUAUGAAGAUAUCGAGAACGAUCUUCUUCUUGCCGGUGACCUUUCUUGGAAGGAUUUUGUACGUGUGGCGAAGAGAAUCCGGAUUGUUCCAGCGAAGGGAAACUCAAGGUCAAGGAAAGGUACAAGAGAGGAAUGAGUUAUGAGUAUAGUAUGGAUUAGUAAUAUCUUAGCUGCUAGCUAGCUACUUCAUCAGUUGGUUGUUGUUGCUUAUUAAUUUGGUAAUGAUUUGAAUAUGUUGUGUGCAUGUAGAAGUAAAGAUAGUAGAGAAAUUAGUACUCAAAUAAAUUGGACGGUGGAGGCUAGAAAGAAAAUAUGUGUGUUGAUGAUGCAUAGGGGAAUGAGUCCAUACAUACAAAAAUUCUGGUUCAGUGUGUGCUGGCUAUAUAUAUUUGUAUGAAUAAAAGGGUAUUUAAUUAUUCCCAGUUUGAAUGAAGCUCUUAGCUUGCAUCUUGCUCACGUUUGA